Messenger RNA from Culicoides brevitarsis, 2962 nucleotides. RefSeq names its product monocarboxylate transporter 12 (gene hrm). Gene Ontology annotation, cellular component: membrane. The transcript has 6 exons. Lineage: Eukaryota; Metazoa; Arthropoda; Insecta; Diptera; Ceratopogonidae. Gene Ontology annotation, molecular function: monocarboxylic acid transmembrane transporter activity. The coding region runs from base 696 to 2783 and encodes 695 amino acids. Gene Ontology annotation, biological process: transmembrane transport. The record is from RefSeq and is a predicted model, not a curated record.
UAAUCAUCUGUUGUUGUACGCGAAACGAGCGACGACAACGACGAAGGACUUGAACGGCAAAUGUAGCUGCUCGUUUGAAUUAGUUCGUAUUUUGAGUUGGUCGGAAUGAGUCGAUAAAUAAAUAAAAUUUGCUUGCGUGGAAAGAGAAAAAAAAAUGAAUUGAACAAGAAAAAAAGGCAAGAACAAUAAUUUACUUCUGAGAAAAGCGUCGCGAACGACAGAAAGAGAGCAAAAAGGCUUCUUUAAGCAGUGAACGCGAACAAAAAACGAGUGAUGAUGAUUCCAGUUGUGGCUCGGAACUCAUCAUCAUCGACAUCUUCGCAGCGACUACUACUUUCAUCUGACAAUUCAGCAGGAAACAAAGAGAAAAUAAUAAAAAUAACAAUAAAAACAUGUUAAAAAUAAAGUUACCGCAAUAGUGCGAUUUUUUUAAGUUUGUUUGUUUGUUUGAUAAAAUUCAAUAAUUUUUUUUUUUUUGAAAAAAAUUUUUUUUUUAUUUUGGAACGAACUGUGAUGUGAAACGAUUUUAUUGAUUUUCAAAAAAAAAAAAAAAUUUAAAAAAAUUAAAAAAAAGUGAAUCUUCUGAAAAAAAGGCAAAAAAUUACUACAAAAAGUUAAUUAAUUAAAAAAAAAGUACAAAAUAAAUACUGAUAAAAUCCUAAAAACAAGCUUUUAAAUUAAAACAAAAACACACAAUGGGAAAAGAAAAGGCAGAACUAAAUGAGAAUAAACUCUCCAAUCAAUCGGAUCACAGUCCCGUACGCGAAGCCACAGAUCACGACGAAGAACGAGUUCCUCUGGAAAAUGGCGACAAAAAGGCAGUUCACAUUCCAAAUGGAAAAGGAGUCUCAAUAUCAGUAACAGAUGAGAAAAAUCACACAACAACCAACAUUGGCGCACUCGAAAAACGCAAUAAAAAUGGAAAUAAGGACAAAUAUGAAAUGGUUCCGCCAGACGGCGGAUGGGGAUGGUUCGUGCUAUUCGGAUCGAUGUUGAUUAAUAUUCUCGUGCCAGGAACAAUCAAGAGUUUUGGCGUGUUAUUUGUCGAGUUUCAAGAAGCAUUUCAAUCGUCGCCAGCAGAAAGUGCAUGGAUCCCUGCUUUAUGUUAUUUCCUUUACAGUUCUCUUGGUCCGUUAUCGUCAAUCCUUUCCGUGAAAUAUUCCUACAGAACUGUCGUCUUCAUUGGCGGAACAUUCGCUGCUGUUGGCAUGAUAAUCACAUAUUGGGCGACUUCGAUUGGCUACUUGUACGUUAGUUACGGCGUUUUUGUCGGAACGGGAGCCGGUUUGAGCUUUCCUCCGACAGUUUAUAUCGUAACUUCGUAUUUUGUCAAGUUACGGGGUCUCGCGAACGGGCUCUGCAUUUCCGGAAGCGCCCUCGGAUCGAUUUUCUUGCCUCCCUUGUUGCGAUAUCUCCUCGAGAAUUACGGAUAUCGCGGCGCGUGCAUGAUAAUGGGCGGAAUAACGUUAAAUACGUGGAUCGCAGCGUUAUUUUACGAGCCUGUCGAACGUCACAUGAAGAAAGUGUUGAAAAAAGACCCCGAAAAUGAGGAUGAUUUCGAGUUUAGUGACGAUCGCAUUAUAGAAGAGACCGAAUCGGAGGAUGAGAAGCAACGUACGCCUUUGAAGGCGAAAUUUGUGAUUACAGGAGAUGAUACGCCCGCGGGAACGCCAACUUUGGAACACAAAACUUCGGAUAUUUUCCGUUUUCCGUUGAAAAAUGACUUUGCGCGAAGUGUUUCGGCAGCUGCUGUGCAAAAUUUCAUCAAACCGAAUCACGAAGAAUCGCAUCGUCAGAGGAAAAUUAGCACGCCCAUCAGGCAAGAAAAUCGAAAUAUCACUUUUAUGAGUGGUUUGAGUUCAAAUGACUCCGUCAACAUGGUUCAAUCUUUCUCCAGCAAUCGUUUGUCGCGUUUCCAACGACUUUCAGUGACUCGCCCGCCCAAACGUUCGCCAUCUACAAGCAGUUUUCAGUACAUCAGUACCCCUUUUCACGGAGGAUCUUUCACGACAAUGCAGCCAAAUGAGUUUUCCUCGUACCUGUCGUUAAAUUCUCUUAAUCCCGUGUCGUCUUGCGUUAAGAGACAACCUCAGAGAGAACAAGGCGAUGGCGGCGAUGCUGCGAAACCGGAGAAAAAGUUCAAAUUUAUCGACUUGUCGUUGCUCACAGACCCGACAUAUCUCGUUAUUCUCAUUUCCAACUCGACGAACGCCAUUAGCUACACAAAUUUUAUUAUUUUGCUUCCGUCAUACGCUAUCACGAUGGGCUUCGACAAGGGUCGGGCAGCGUACCUUCUCUCGAUCGUGUCUGCAUUAGAUCUAAUCGGGCGCAUUGGGGGAAGUGCUCUCUCCGACACAAAUCUCAUGCCGAAAACGUACUAUUACUUCGGCGGUUUGCUUAUUAGUGGCAUUUCACUCGCCCUGCUACCAUUUUUCACGACAUACUCAAUGAUUAGUUUUUGCUGUGCCGUUUUCGGGUUGAGCUCAGGAACUUACGUUGGCAUCACAGCAGUUAUCAUGGCAGAUAUGCUCGGAACUGAACGCCUAACAUCAACUUAUGGAAUUUCCUUAUUUGUCAACGGCAUCCUUCAACUCAUCGGGCCUCCCUUGUGCGGCGUCAUUUUCGAAGCAAUGAAUGUAUACGGACCUCUUUUCAAUAUUCUUGGAUUUUUCCUCAUCUUUGGAUCGUCUCUCGGAUGUUGUUUGCCCGUCAUAAGAAGGCGACAACAAUCCCGCGAAGAAUUAGAACAACAAAUUGAACCAGCAGAAAAACUUCUGGCUUAAAAGAAUUUUUACACACAAUCAAGCUUAAAACUAAAUAUCAUAAAAACUUUUUAAAUCUUACCACCGCAGAAAAAAAUUGCUGAAUUUCAGAAUUCCAUUGAAUGUGAAUCAAUGCCUUUUUAUGAAAAUAAGCCUUCAUUAGGAAAAAAAAGUUUUAAACUUUAUAGACAUGCAGAAGA